CACCUACCCUCUGAGCACUUUGUAGUUUUAAAAUAAUAAAGAGCCCCCAAAGCUUCCUCCCCACAAAAAGCAGGAUCUUCUCAGAGCCAGGGGGGCAGCAGCUCCUCAGCACAGAGCCUGAGCCCAUUCCCAGUCCCUCUGCUGGGGAGGAAACUCUGAUCUGUCAGCCCAACAGAGGGAAAGGGGGGAGAGGAGAGAGAGGAGAAAAAAAAAGCAGCUGGAAAGGGAAAAGGACGUCUGGUAGUUGUGAAGUGAGUCCACUGGAAAAGCCACCACAACGCACUUCACCCCGCACAGACAAUCUGCUUCAUUCUUGAUUCAUCAUCAUUCCAGGAUAGUGGUGUCCUUGGGGCUUUCUCUUAAUAUUGAUAUGAUACAGAAGAUUUAAAAUCAGCUGAUGUUCACAAGGAAUAGAGUCACGUGAUGUAUGAAGGCAAACACAUACACUUCUCUGAGGUUGACAAUAAGCCCUUGUGCUCAUAUAGCCCCAAACUGUGCAAGCAGAGGCGACUUAACGGCUACGCCUUCUGUAUCAGACACGUUCUGGAGGACAAGACUGCCCCCUUCAAGCAAUGUGAAUAUGUGGCCAAGUAUAACAGCCAGCGCUGCACCAACCCCAUCCCCAAAUCUGAGGACCGUAGGUACUGCAACAGCCACCUGCAGGUACUUGGCUUUAUACCGAAAAAGGAGAGGAAGAAAAAGAAUGAUCCCAUAGAGGAGGUAAAGGCAAGGCAUCAGAUGGAUGCUAUGGCCUUCAGCCUGACAGUGCCCACCCUGGCCUUGAAGAUGCCCAAUGGAUUGGAUGGGAUGUCCCUCUCCCCUCCAGGGGCUAGGCUUCCUCUCCACUACCUGGAGGCAGAAUUAGAAGACCCCUUUGCUUUCAACGAGGAGGAUGAUGACCUGAAGAAAGGGGCAACAGUGAGGAAAAAGUUGCAGAGCAAGUUGGCUCAAAACCGACAGCGCCAGAGAGAGACAGAAAUUUUAAAAGUUCGCCAAGAGCACUUUAGCCCCCUUCCUGCACCUUUGCAGCAGCAGCCUCUGCAGCAGCAGCACUCCCAUCUGCCACCUUCAUCAGCUUCGUUAAAGGCGACAGGGCUACCGCAGGGCGUCGUCUGCAAGUCACCUCAACCUCUGAACACCAGCCUACCAAUGCAGGGAGUGGCACCCACCACACACACUAUAGCACAAGCCCGGCAGUUGUCGAGCAAGAGACCUCUGCCUCUUCUGCCACCCACUAGGGCUCCUGUCACGGACCCUCCAAGGACUGACCGGGUCCUCAUGAAAGCCACAGCCUUUUCUCCGCACUCGUCCUGCAUGAGCCGGCUACAGAGACUGGUGAAACUGUGCACUCGAAAACAGCAGCUGGAUGCUGAUCUGUUUCCACAUUUAGGGCUGGAUUGGUCUGAAGACAGUGGAGAAGAACUGGAGGAUUCAGAGCAAACCUCCCCUUACCAGGUUGCGUGGUCUAUCCGAGAAGCCCUUGGCUAUGAGAGACAAGAGUCCGACGAUGACAAUGCAGAUGACAGGAGUUCCAGGGUGACCAGACUUUGCACUUACUUUCAGCAGAAAUACAAGCACCUCUGCCGCCUGGAGCGGGCAGAAUCCCGUCAGAAGAAAUGUCGGCACACACUCCGGAAAGCCUUGCUGCAGGCGGCCAGCAGAGAGCCGGAGCGUGCUGGGCAACUGAUCCAAGAACUCCGAAGAGCUACAUGUGCUCAUACCAGCACAAGCCAAGCAAGGCAGGGAGAUGCAGAACCAACAACCUGUUGUGGGACUUCAAAGGGAGAACAGUGCACUAACAAGGCCCUUCCAUUCACCAGGCAUUGUUUUCAGCAUAUCUUGUUGAACCGUUCUCAGCAGCUCUUCUCAAGUUGCACAGCCAAGUUUGCGGAUGGUCAACAGUGCUCCGUGCCAGUUUUUGACAUUACACAUCAGACACCUCUGUGCGAAGAACAUGCCAAAAAAAUGGACAAUUUCUUGAGAGGGGACAGCUCCCGUAAAGUUCAGCACCAGCAGCAGAGGAAACCCAGGAAAAAAACGAAGCCACCUGCACUUACCAAAAAACACAAGAAGAAGAGAAGGCGAGGUCCACGCCGGCCCCAGAAACCCAUUCCUCCUGCAGUGCCCCAAGGGAACCUCACCAUGCCUGCCAGUGUCUCACUGCCAGUAGAGUUGCCCCACAUACGGAGCCCCUCCACACCAGAGCUGAGUGCCGAUGAGCUGCCUGAUGAUAUCGCCAACGAAAUUACAGACAUUCCACAUGACUUGGAAUUGAAUCAGGAGGACUUUGCUGAUGUCCUGCCACGGCUGCCCGAUGACUUGCAAGAUUUUGAUUUCUUUGAAGGUAAAAAUGGAGAUCUCCUUCCAACUACAGAAGAGGCUGAAGAACUGGAACGGGCCCUCCAGGCUGUAACUUCUCUUGAGUGCCUGAGUACCAUUGGAGUACUUACACAGACAGAUGGUGUGCCAGUUCAGGAGCUGUCAGAUAGAGGGAUAGGGGUGUUCUCUACAGGUGCUGGAGCUCCAGGAAUGCAGUCCUUGAGUCGAGAGGUUAACACGGAUCUGGGGGAGCUGUUGAAUGGGCGUAUAGUACACGAUAAUUUCCCCGGUCUGGAGCUGGAUGAGAACUUGCUCCGUUCUGCUACCUUGUCCAACCCACCUACGCCCCUGGCAGGGCAGAUCCAGGGGCAGUUCUCAGCCCCAGCCAACGUCGGCCUUACUUCUGCCACUCUCAUAAGCCAGAGUGGCCUUGGGGAGAGAGCCUUCCCAGGACAGUUUCAUGGACUUCAUGAUGGCAGCCAUGCCUCCCAGAGGCCCCACCCUGCCCAGCUGCUGAGCAAGGCAGAUGACCUGAUCACCUCACGACAGCAAUACAGCAGUGACCAUUCACACUCCUCACCCCAUGGAAGCCAUUAUGAUAGUGAGCAUGUGCCGUCUCCCUACAGUGACCAUAUCACAUCCCCUCACACCACAUCCUUUUCUGGUGAUAACUUGGCAGCUACCUUCUCAGCAGAGAUGCCCAUGAUGGCACAGCACUUGCUCCCAACUCAGCUGGAUGUGCCACUUAGCGGGGUGGUCAACCCCAGAACUCACUGGGGAAAUCUUCCUGUCAAUCUUGGGGACCCCUCUCCGUUUAGCAACCUUCUCGGUGCAGAUGGACACCUCCUGUCCACCUCUCUGUCCACACCACCUACCACCUCGCACUCAGAGACCACACAGCCUGCCUUCGCCACUGUGACCCCCAACAGCUCCAGUGUGCUUCCGGGGUUACCGCAGACCAGUUUUAGUGGCAUGGGUCCUGCCUCUGCUGAACUCAUGGCCUCCACCUCCCCUAAGCAACAGCUCCCUCAAUUCAGCGCAGCCUUUGGGCACCAGCUGAGCUCCCACAGUGGCAUCCCCAAGGACCUGCAGCCCAGCCACAGCUCCAUAGCUCCUCCCACGGGCUUCGCAGUGACCGGUGCCACCGCUACCAGUACCAAUAACGCAUCCGCGCCCUUCACCACCUCCAACUGAGCUUGUCUGCCUGGCUCUCUGCAGGUAGAUGGGGGACCUGUGUUUUCUAUCUUUCCUUUUUUCCUUUUUCUUUAUUUUUUCUGUCCUCCCUUCCCUUUUUUUUAAGAGGGGGUUGAGAAGAAAACCCCUGCUUCAGUACUGACCAGGGUUUGCCCUCUGUGAACCUUGCUGUAGCGUUCACAUGUGCUUGUUACGCACCGGUGCUCAUUUAUUGCAGGCAGGUUCACUGUUCCCCAAUAAUUCCUUAAGGAUACAGCACAGUUACUGGAUGUAAUUGAUCUUAGCAGUAAGACCUGGAAAUGGGAAGAUACCUCAGAUUACUGAUGCAUGUUACUGUUUCCUAAGGUUUGGAUCAGUGCUUGCCAUCCUAUUAGCAUCUGGUAGAAGGUUUUCCAGUGGGCAUAAGUCUCUUUGAUUUUUUUUUAUUUUAUUUACUUUUUUCCAAAGGUAGCAUCUGGUGUGGAAAACUUGGCUGCACGUAUUUGGUUUGAGAAUGGUGCACUGAAGUCCUAAAUCAAGAUCAUGGUUCAAGGAUGAGUUUGGCAGUUUCUUAAAACAGUCUCUUGACCUCCUCUGUGUGUGUGUGUGUGUGUUUGGGGUGCAGGGAGCAGCAGUUCCUUUUCUUGUUUUGGUGAUGAAGUGGGAGUUGUCCCCUUCCAGAACUGGUCACUGUUCUUACUGCAUGCUGAUUUUGGGGUUUUUUUUAAUUAUGAUGAUUUUUAAUUCAUUGAUCAGCAAGGGGAUCCGUUGACUGGUUGCCCAGAAUCUGAAGGCUGAUACAAAGUUAGGCCAGCAAAACAAAGAAAAAUUGAAGAACUUAAAUAGAUCAUGGAUUAGUGAAGAUUCCUGUGCAGAUUUUCCCUCCCUUGCUGAAUUACUGUGGCCUUGUAGCAUUGAUGAUUUGCCUUUUCAAGUGUGGCUUUGUCCAGAACUCCUUGUCUGACAGGCUGUACUUCCCAGCUGAAACUGGAAGAAUUUGGUUGAUAUUCUGCCCAUCCACACAAGUCUAGGUCAGACCCUUUGGUAAGUUUCAAACUGAAGCAUUUCUCAAAUUAUGUCUAGCUACUGAGACUUUCUUGGAUAGUUUUUUUUUCUCCCUGGGAGCCAAAUAGUUCUUUUGACACUUGUAGGUUUGAUGGUCUAUAUGGGAAGCUGAAUGUAUGUAAGGAACUAGCAGGUACCUAUCAGCAGUCAUAGCUAGCCAAAAGAGAAAUCAGUAAAGCAAAAUAGAGGGAUAAUUCCUUUGGUAUGCUGGACAGUUUUGCUUUCACUGGCCACCUGCUAAAGAUAGUAUUCUGUCUCAUUGGUAGUAAUUUCAGUUCGUAAAGAAAGGAGUCCACUAGCUUUUACAUGUUUGUUUUUUGGGUUUUUUUUGGGUUUUUUUAAGUGUUUUUUAACCCAAGAGAUAACAGCAGCAGAAUUUAUGAGGUGUUCACUUGCAUCCCUUUGUCAGGAAGGGAAAAGAGGAAUUUGCUUGUGACUUAAUAGGGGUCAAACUGGCUACUGUACUCUGACUGUAAAAGUAGCUUCUACUUAAUAUAGCAAGUCUCUACUCUUCUUGGUUUGUUUCUGAGAUGCAGAUGAGAAAGAACAGAAAAUCCCACAUUUCAUUCUCUACUGUAGAGGACAGAUUUCAUUCUAUUGUACAGUAAAGUGUCCUACUUGCAUGUAUCCUAGUCUUAUUCAGGAAAUUGAGGUGCAAGCACAUGUAAUGGGGAGGUCUAAUAACCUGUUUGAGCAAGGGAUCAUUGGAUGAAGUUUAGUUGCUAUAGAAAUUAAUUUUGGUAGCAGUCCCACACCAAAAUCUCUGACCCAAACUUCUCCUUCCAUCUUGCUAAGGAACAGAUUUAAAUGGGAUAGGUCUUGUGUCUUCUUACUAUAGUAGCAAUCAUACUAUCCCUCUUUCCUUGAAAGAUUUGUUCUCCUUAUGUAUAAAGGAGUAUGGGUGAUGCUUAUGUCAUUUUCUGAAAUUGCAAGUGUAUGUGGGUGGAGGAAACAAAAAUUAUUUUCAUGCUUCUGUUGUUAUAAAGUCCAUAUUUCAUACUUGGUAAAAUAGAUCUUAAUAAUAUAAGCCGAAUAUUUUAAAGUGGCGAUUUAAAUAUGUUUGUAACAUUUAAAUGUUUUUAAAUCAUGUAAAAAGUUGAAUUGAAGCCUAUGAAAUCCUGCUCGUGAUUGUCCUGCUGAUUGAGGAAUGCCCAGUGGUAUUGUGAAAUGAGGCAAAUCUGAUGAGGCAUUUAUUUAUUUUGUAUUAUGUUCCCCAUACUUUGCUGAGGAGACAACUGUUUGAUUUGCAAAUGAUUUUUGUUGUGUACACAUACCUUCCUCAAUAUAUUUGGAUGACUGGCUGAAGAAGACUGGAGAACCUAGUAUACCAAAUGGUUAAUUCUUUAAUCUCUUUGUGUAGUCAUGUCAUUUUAGAGGAUGUUAAUUUCUAUAAAGUGGUUUCAGGUCUUUGGUCUUGAAAUCAUUCUUGUGCCCAUCAAACUCUUUAACGAACCUGCAGCUAGUGCAGAGCAUGUGUGCCCCAUAUCACAUUUCUCUUUCUUAGCAAAUGCCAGGGGGAAGGGAGGAGAGGAACUGAGAGCCAAGUUCUGCUUGCUCUUGUUGGUGUAAAUGACAGAGAAGCUCUUUGGUCUAAGGUCACUGUGAGUUUGUACUGGUCUAAUUCGGAAUAUAACCCAGAUCCUAAUCUGAGCAUUGACGUAGACAAAGAAUUUAAAAGCUGUUGAAGUUACGCAGGUCCAUAAUUCCCAUUUGAAAUCAAUGGCCUUUAUGUAAAUGUAUUUCUUUAAGACAGCCUAGGAUAUGAACUCUCUUUCCUCGCUUAGACUUCAAUUUUUGUAUAUCCCUUGAUGACUCUUCCCUGAAAAGUGACUACAUAACAUUUUUCAAUGAGCAAACUAAGUUUGCAAUAAAGCUGCACUUUUAAAAAUGAACUUUAGUUUGUAUACAUUUGAAAUAGGAAUCCCUCUGUCCUGUCUGACACAGAAUUCUGAAAUGGGCCACCACUCUUGCCUUUUCCUGGUUCACCUCAUUUUUUCACUGCUGCCAAUUUCAUGGUUACAGCCUACCAAACAGUUACGGGUCUUGAUCUUAGCUUUACAAAGUGGAUCAUUGCAGGUGGGCUUCUACACCCACACACCUGUUGACUUCAUUUAACCAGUGUUUUACUGUUGGAUGUGAGAGAUCCCAUCUGAGAGGUAUGUGCAGCCAGAGAUGUUUCACACCUCUUCCUCUGGGAAAUACUGCAGGUUUGGUUAAGGUAGUCUUUGAGGCUGUUAUUUAUGUGGUUCCUGAGUAGAAUCCAUUCUCUCUUGCAAAGUUUUUUCAGUAUCAUCUUGUGGUGUAGCAGUUAGCACUCGAAUCACCCUUUCACUGCCGAUCCAGGUUUGCAAAUUCAGUCCUUUGAUUUAAGUCAAUACCUGUCAUGCCCUUUAGUGUAUUAACAAAUGGAAUAACACUAGUUGAACCUAAAAGUUAAUUUCUUUACAUAAGAUUUGAGUUUUAAAGAAUUGGAAAAAAAUUAGAACAAAAUACCAGUAACAUCAUUUUUUGGAAUAAUAACACCUCAGUUAGUCUUAGGAUUCUAUGAUUCUAUGAUUCUAUGAUUCUUUUUAUGAAGCUACGUAACACAAGAUGAACUUUGAUAGUGUACAGAGGCUCAUCAGGAACAUGCUGGCCUGCUGUGUAAGAUAUUCUGUGAUAUAUGCUUUUGUCUCCCUUCACUUAGGAAGGCUUUACAACAACUUUGGGGGGAGUCAUAUGCACUUAGAUACCUCAAAGUUGAUUUGCUCUUUGGCCUUGUAAUUACUAUGAUACAAGAAGAUGUACGUAUGAUGUAAGAUGGAAAAGAUGCCACAUUUUGUCUCCUUCAGGUUCUUGCUUAAUUCCCUUCUCAUCAGUAGUGUACUUCUCUCCAUGGCUGGGCAUCAAGGCUUUAAAUCAGUAAUGAGGAGAGGUAGCACAGUUUCAGGUCUGCCUCAGACAUGGCGGGGAAGAUGGCAACAGCUAGAUUCCUCACUUAGUUCAGCAGGUUAGUGAAAUGAGGAUUUGCAGUUCUCAGUGGGAAAGCAUUGGAAGGCCCUGAGAACCUUAUCACCUGCUAGGCAAAAAUUAGAGAUGGUAUUGGAAAUACAAAUGCAAGGAAAAAAAUACCCAAGGAGAGUCAUCCAUAAUAGCAAAGAGUAGCCAAGGGAAGUGCAUUUUUUUAUUAUUAUUUUUUUAAUUCCUUUCUAGAACAAGAUGGUUAUUAUUUGAAAAAAUGUGAAUUUCUGUUGUGAGCUCUCAGGCACAGCAUGAUGCCACUGGCUCCAGGGGCAUGGCCAAGGUGAAGGGUCUAGGACUGAAUCUGCAAACCAGUAAUCAAAUUCAGGAUGAAGCUUCAUUUUGCUGUAACAAAUCUCAGUACAGCCUGGGAUUGAAUGUCCUUGCCUGGAAAGAAGAGUCUCAUGAAGGAGUACAAUAAACAGUGGACAGGUGCCUUUCCUAAGAAGCUGGCCCUGGUGGUUAUAUACACGUAUUGUUAGUCUGUUUCUGAUCUCCAGCUCCUGCCUGAGCUGCUGCAGCACCUUGGCUGCUGCCUUUCACUGUAGGCAUUGAAAGGGCUCAUGGAGUAUUUCUGCCUGUGUUUGUGCUGCAGUGAGCUGAAUCCACUGAUGAUUUCUCCAACAGUAUGAGCCUUUGGGCAGGAAGGAGGGAAGCAUAUUUAGAAGAGCCAGCUACCUGCUGUUGAAUUUUUCAAUACUUGUAGGGGUGCAGGGAUGGUGGCAGAAAGUGCUUUUAGCAGAUAAACAGAAAACUUACCUGCAGUGAUGAGUGCCUGGGCAGUUUCCCUUGUGGAAUGUUACCUUUUGCUUUUGUAUUUUUACCAUUACAUGUGAAGGAGUCUCCUGUGCAGGCCUGUGCAAGGUCUGGUGGUGGUAGAAAUAGUAACUGCAGAAAUAGUUCUGGGCUGAUGUGCUGACCAGAUCUCUAGGUCUUUCUGAUCUGGUCACAAAGUCUUUCUGAUCUCUUGGGUAACAUUUAAUGAUGGAUACUAUGGGCUGCUUCUCAUACCUCUUUACUUCUUUUCUAUGUUAUUCAUAAUUCUUUCUUGUAUUCUCCCAUUCUCGGGUACUUCUCCUAUGUAAGUAAUGCGAACCAGUAAGUCUUCCGUUGUCCUGAGUGAAUCUGAUUAUAAAACAAAAAGGAGGAGAGAUUCCUGCAAUUCAUAACAUACAUUUUCAAUGCUAGAAUGACAGCGCAGUAGAUCAAACUAUUUCUUAGAAUGAGUAAUAUAAUGUUUCACAGUACUCUUAAUAUGUCAUGAACUAAAUGUUGAGGGUGAAAUACUGAUCAUGGGAGUGCACACGCUAGCAGUGAAUAUGCAGGUGUUUAUAGCAAGAAUUUACUUUCUCACUGGUUCCUCUUCUUUUGAGUACAGCCUCAAUAGAAAGUCACUAAGAAAAAUAAAAAUUAUUUGUUUUAAUAACCUGCAAGCCCAAAUAGAAGUAAGGAGGAUUGGUGAAAAAAAACCCCAACAACUACAUUUGUGUUUACUAAACUUAAAGUUGGACUUAAGGAGAGGUCUGGUCAUAAAAGACCGUAGCUCUAUCAGGUGAAGUUUUGUUUUUUGGUUUUCUCUUUAAGACUAGACAAAAACAUUGUUGGCAAAGAAAAGCUUGGUGGAGGAGAAGAAGUUACAAUAGAUGUGUCUUAGUAUAAUUUUCUCAUUCACGUCUUCAGCCAUUAAAAAAAUCAAACAACAAAAAACAGCUGUUUUCCCUUUGCUGUUCUGCUUCUUCUUGUGUUUACUGGAUUUUUUGCUUUUCCUUGUUUUAUUCUGCUAUCAUAUACUCCCUCUCUAGCUACUAUGGGAUUAAGUAGUGGAAGCAUGAAAGGAGAAAGUUGGCUUAGCUGUAGAUUGACAGCAGUAGUUGGAGAAAGCUUUCUUUUUCUGUCUCCUUGAAGUAAGUGUUGGCAACUUUUCAGUCUGCUCUGGCUCAUAGAAUUCCACUUGGAAGUGAACAGGAUGAAACUAGGGCUUUUGACCUUAAAACUGUACUAACUAGAUGUAGGAAAAUGCAUCCUUCCCUUGCUAGUCCCCCAAACACACACAGUGAGAUGUCCAGGGUCCUCGCAUGUCCACCGCAUAUGCGUGUUGAACUUGGUCCAGUAAUGCUGAUGCUUUACCUGCUCUCUGUUGCCAUCAGCCAGUGCCCGUGGAGGUAAACUCUGAAUAGGUAACAUUCCCAGAUAUCCUAUGGAAAACUUUAACUUUGGUGCAGAUUGCUCUGAUGUAGCUAACUGCGAUGGCGUUGGCUUCUGCCUUGGAGUGGACUGAUUUACCCUGAAAUGACUCUAACCUGCCUCUUAAACAGUGUAGUUGGUUCUGUGCAAAUAGAUUCAUUCUGCAGUGAUGGACAGUUCAAUUCUCAUGCAAAAUCACUUCAUCCUACCAGAAGGGGUUGAACCAGUUUCUCUGAACAGUGAUGACCUUCACUGUACAGUUUUGGGUAUGUCUCAGGGAUUCCUUGUGGAAAUAAGGGCAGUUAACAAAAAAAAAAAAGAAAAAAAAAAUAAAUAGUUUUAAAAGUAAAUAAUAAUUUAAGGUAGAGCGUCACCUAAGUGAGAGCGCAAGAAGGAGAAAUCUUUGUUCAUUUUUAUAGUCCACAGUGUCUGGCUUAGGGACUCUUUCUCUUCUCGGGGCUCUCAUCUCAAGUUCAACUUACAGAAUCUUUUUCAUCACGCUCAGCUUUAAACUUUUUAUUUAAAGAUACCCUUCCCCAAUGAGCUUUCAGAAUACUUAUUGUAGAUUUUAAGAGAAAUGGUAUAUUAAUUUAUGCUAUUAACAUCACCUCAUAAAUUAUAAGUUUUAUACUAAAGCUGUAUUGAGUGUAAUGAAUUAUGUUGCAUAUGUGUUUUUAAUAGCUAUAAAAUUAUAUACAAGCUUUUUUGGAAAAACAAACUAGUGAAGCACCUUUUUACACUGGAUCUUUGCCGUGUCAAGGUGUACAGCUAUUCUUUGCUACCUUGCAGAUAUCUAUAUCUAUAUAUAGAUAUAUAUAUAAAUAAAAUAAAAUGGUAUCCUGUAUCAACAAAGCAUAGAACUCUUUUUAACCCUUAUAUUACUGUUCCUAUAACUCUUUUUAAAUUUUAUUUUGAGUGUUACAUCCUGCAAUAAUUUAUCCGUGGUUUGUACCUAUGAUUAGAAAUUUAGUUACAGGGUAAAUAGAUCAAAUUUUUAAAAUCCAACUACUAUAUCUGGAAGUUGUGAACCAAGUUUGUAAGACCUUUGCGUUUUUUUAAAUGUAUUUAUUUCCAGUUAGCUCUGUUAGUUGGAAUUUGAAAAGUCAGAACGUUAGAAAUCUACAGUGUCUUAUUCAGGAAUUUUCCCCUCCUUUCCUCACAAAGGAAUUCCCACUGUGACUUAUAAAUAGAAUUAGACUGCUUGUGUGCAUGUAUGUAUUAUAUAUACACACAAAAAUAUGCAUUGGGGGGAUGUAUGUGCGAUACGAAUGUGUAUAUUGUAUGUAGGUCAUAGUUUUGUAAAGAGAAAAGUAGUUGAGAGGUGAUGGAAUGUAUUGUAGAAAUGUGAUUAUUUAGUAGGGGGUUGUUAUGUCCUCAUUGUUGUAUAAAUAACCGAAACUCUCUACUACAUAAUCUUCUGUUAUAAGGCUAACUCUGAUAUCAUGUCAAUUUUACUGUUUUUUAAAUGAGUUGCAUUGAACCCUGUUGAAAAUGCCAUGAAAAUACCAAGCUCCCGAAGACAGCCUUUAAAUAAAACAAAUGGGGGAGGAGGAGGGAUGGGAGAAACAAGUGAUAUUUUUUAGGACAAAAUAAAAUGGGAAGGUCUGCAUUUGGUGGGAUGGGGAGACAUGGGAAUUGCUGUAUCUUUGAAAAUUAAUACCUGAAUCUCCUAUGGUCUGACUUGGAAAAUGUUGUCAAAUCAGUGUACUUGUGUUUUCAAAUGAGGUUGUAAGGGGCACUGUUUGUGGGGUGACCUCCGUUCUGUAAAAGGAUCUUGUCUUCAAAGUAGAUUCUUUUCUUUCCUGGGAGUCUUGAUGUGUAUGAAUUUUGCCCCAAAAUUGCUGUUGUGGGAUUGCAAAACAAAAUACCAUUUCAAUCAAGGGAGUUUCAUUUCUGCUGUGAAAUUCUGAAUUUCUUUAUGGCCACUUAAUAUUUUUUUUUUCAUAAUUGGAGAAGGAAGAGUUCUUUAUGGGGUAUUUGAAACUGUGAGAAGUCAGGCACAUUCUUACAGAUUGGCUUAUUCUUCAUACUGUUCUGUUUAGGCUGGAGAAAGUAGCCUAAUUGUUAUUUAUUCAUACAGUAUCACUUUCAAUGACGAUGAUCCUGGUGACUCUAAAUAUCUGUUUAGGAAAACAGGGCUUCCAGUAUUGCACAGACAUUAGAAUUUUUGAAGGCUUUUUUUAAGCAGUUGCAAAUCAAAUCUUAAUUUUCAACUAUUUCUUUUAUGUUCCCCUUCCUAUCAGUAUGUUGGUAACCCCCAGGCAUCUCUCCCCCGGCCCCCCUCCCCGCAGUUUGUUUCUGGCACAUACGCAUACAAGUGAAAGGGCAGGGAGGUGGAAGUUGUAGAGGCCUUUUCUUCUGCUUAUUUGGUGGUAAUGGGAAUUAGCAGCAUAAAUAUUUAUGCCUUUAUGGGGAAGAAUAGACCCAUUUUUGUGUAUACCUGUACAGAGAGAUAUAUCUGUAUAUGAGAUGUUGGUAGCACUUUGCUGAAUGUGGACUUGCCCUCAUGAUGUACAAUAAAUACCUAUGAAUGCAAUCAAUCUAAAUCUAUAUAUAUACAUGCAUACAUAUGUAUAGAUGGAAUAAAUGUUGUAUCACACACAUGUACAUUAGUUGUAAGAUGAGUGUGUGAGCUAAAGAAAGAGACUGUCCUCAACGUAUGUGUAACAGGUAAGCACUUGUGCCAAACAAGGUUGUUUCAGUUCUUCUGAGGUAUUUGGAUGACAUCAGUGACUGAUGUGAGCUUGGUCAGCGUUGAUUUGUGUUACCUCAGCCCUCACAUUGGAGUUUCCUUGGUACGUUUCUGCUUUUGUUAUAUAUUAAUACUCAUUGAGGCCUCUUGCAAUGCCAGCCUCUUCUGCUCCUCUGCUCCACUGCCUCCAUCCCAGCUCCUCCUUGUCCCUGCAUCUCUACAGUUUCUCUUGCUAGCAGCAAUCAACUGUAAUGGCCCAGUCUGGCUCUGCUUAUGCAUUAGUGAAAUUCUCCUGAUGACUGUAGUGGCAGCUGAAUUGGGCCCUGAGCUUAUGCAGAACUUCCCAGCUAUUCAAUUGUGCUUGAGUAGGACUGUGAUUGAUUCUCAAAUGACCACAAACUUUACUUAGAGCCUGGUGCAAAGCUUCCUAGCAUAUUAAAAGGUUAUCCCAGCAUUGUUUUUAGAGGUACAUAUUAAAGAUGAGAAAAAUGCACCCACUGAAAAUAAUCUUCAGGUUUCAGCCCCUCAGAGAAAAAUGGGAGUUUGGUUUGCGUUCCUGACAAUGCAGGCAGUAGCAGAAGGCAGCUCUGUGCUCUGUUCUGAGCAGCGGGGUUGUCAGCAAACAUAUAAAGAGAAACACAGCUCUUUAAGCUUUACCAUUAAACAGAUUUUAAAACUUGCUGAAGAGUUGACUAUUAACACGCUAACACUUUGCAUCUAAUUGUGUUUUGAAUGAUCUUGCUUAUGCAAGUAAAUUGUGGCUUUAAGUAUUCUAUUUUCUGUUUUCUGGCUAAAUGGAGCUUCUCUAUCUUUUUAGCAGAAAGCAGCUGUCAGAAACCUGCUCAGUCACAUUUUAGCACUGUUGAAACUCCUGGCUAACUUAGGCUUCUGUUUCAAUGGAGAAUGCUGCUCCAAUUCUGUCAUUGAGGCGUUCCCGUGUUUUCAGUAUAUAGGGGGCACGAUUUUUCUUGGCCACAAUUCAGCCAUGGAACUUUUGUCUUCCUUGCGUCUAUCUUAGAAAAGGUAAUUGGGGUUCUGUUUCCUUUUAAGCUUUCAUGCAUUCAAACAUGACUAUUUCUAUAAUACAUAUGUUUGGGCAUGUGUAUGGGUAUGUCUGUAUACUGGGUGUGUAUAACACACAUUUAUACACACACACGUAUUACGCUAUUUCAGUUUAUGUAUGUGGAGAACAUACCUGUUGGUCCUCUCCUGAUAUAUACUCAUGCAUACAUAUAUUAAAUAUGUAUAUAGAGUGUAGGUGUCUUGCAUAUACGUGUGUAUAUGUUAUGAACCUUGGUUGGCAAUUUUUUUCCCACUUCUUGCAAAUUACUGUACCUUCUGACAUGCUUUCACUGAAGCUGCAUUAUAUAGAAGAGAUUGAGAAAUGUGUUAUCAAAGUUUUAUUUUAAAAAGGAAACUUUUACUUCUCUAAAGCCAUUUGUAGUUGUGUUUUGAAUUUUUACUAGAAGGGUUGUUAUUUAAAAAAAAGAAAGAAAAAAAAAAUCAAAAGCAAGCAGACAAACUCUUACUCCCACCAUCACUUAAAUGGACAUAAGAAAGAAAUGGAAACACAAGUUUCUAAGUAUUUAUUUCCUGCAGGGGUUUCUAAGGCAUGCUGUAAUCACAUUCUGUCCCAUUCCCCCUUUUGCCCAAUUAUAAUUAAUGAUUCAUGUUUUCUUUUACACAGCUUUUUCUCUCACUGCUUUACUUUUGUAAAUCAUUGUUCACCUCCUACAUUCAGUAGUACUGAUAUCACUAAGGAGAUUUCAUGUCCUUCUGCCCCUUUCAGGAGAAAAAGCAGUGCAUCACUAUUGCGUUAACACUUUAGCAUACUUUGUGGAGGAUGGAUGUUUUUAUUGAAGAUGCCUGUAACAAAUCCUUAACUUAUUUAUUGUCAGAAGCCUUAACUGGAAUCUACCAUUUGUUUGUUCCCAACAAAUUUCUGCAACUAUUUUUUUUCACCAACAUAAAAAGUAGUUCCCUUCUUACUCGAUGCCUGGGGUGUUAGGGUUUGAGUUUAUCGUUGUGGAUUUGGUUUGUGUUCCUCCCCCCCCUCCAAUUCCCCAAGAUGUUUAUCUGCAAGUGGAGCAAAACAGAUGUCAGAAUCUCAACCAAUACCCUUUUUGCAUUAAAGGGUAAAUAUCUUUCCUAGGUUUAAUACAAGAGAAGGUGGCUAAUGAAUAAUCCAAAAUGCUUGGAGAGAAUGCUCACUCUUUUUAAGGCUGUCUCAGAGAAGUUUGUGUUUGGUGUCAUUUUAAAGGUAGCUUGAUCAUGCUUUGAUAUCAGAAACAGCCUUGUAACAAAGAGCCCCGUGCAGUUGUUUGGCCACUAGAGUUUAAAAUGUAAACAAGUUGCAGUGGGAAAGCAAAGGUGAGGUGGUGUAUUUUGAACCAGUGAAUUGUAGCUUGCAAACGUAUCUGAUUUUGAAGUAACUGCAUGGUAGCAAGGAUUAGCAGUCUCUUACACCCCUUCCUUCUCCCUCAUCCCCGACACACGCGUUCAGCAUCCCGUACGUUGGGAAAAGUAAACAACUUAGUCCAGCAAAGCUACGUCCACUUAAUGACUGCUUGAAGGGAACAUACAAACUUGCAGUGCCACAUCCCGUCUCAUGGUAUUAGCUGGCAGACUGGCUAAUACGCACAAAGAGCCCAGCCCAGGUUGCUGCUGCGGACGCGUCGCCUCCGGAGAGCGCCUGGGGACGCCUGGGAAGAGGGGUCACUUCCUACGGGGGGACAGCAACUCUGCUGCUUCUAGUGCUGCAGGCUCACGGACAGCAUUCCAGGGGCGGGUAGGAAAGCUCACGUUUGUACUUUCCCUUUAAAUAGGAAAGGUUGGCUCACAUGUUCCUCAUACUUCUCAAUGAAUGUACUGUAUUACCAUUUAAAAAAAAAAGAAACAAGAAAAAAAAAAAUCAAUGAAAUGAUAAUAGAUUGGUCUCCUUUUGUUAUCUGGUCCUUGUUUAAUUUGUUUAAGGGUUUUUGUAUACAAAAGUUUACAUUUUUAUGUAUAUUUUUCUUGUGUAAAAACUGAUGUAAUAUGUGUAUAAAACACUGUAUGUAUUAUCUGUAUAUAGUGUGACAAAAUGAUUUUCUUUCUUUCUUUUGGAUGUAUUAAUAAAUCUUGCUGUGAAGUA
Apus apus (common swift) is the source of this 15566-nucleotide messenger RNA. RefSeq names its product INO80 complex subunit D (gene INO80D). Gene Ontology annotation, cellular component: nucleus. The transcript has 12 exons. NCBI's taxonomy places the organism in Eukaryota, Metazoa, Chordata, Aves, Apodiformes, Apodidae. The record is from RefSeq and is a predicted model, not a curated record. The coding region runs from base 424 to 3513 and encodes 1029 amino acids.